This is a messenger RNA of Olea europaea var. sylvestris, 1973 nucleotides long. Its product is annotated as receptor-like cytosolic serine/threonine-protein kinase RBK2. The transcript has 4 exons. Gene Ontology annotation, biological process: protein phosphorylation. Gene Ontology annotation, molecular function: ATP binding; protein kinase activity. The record is from RefSeq and is a predicted model, not a curated record. Bases 1336 to 1659 code for a protein of 107 amino acids. Lineage: Eukaryota; Viridiplantae; Streptophyta; Magnoliopsida; Lamiales; Oleaceae.
AGACGAAUAUCAUAUAAAAACACAUUUUUUGCCUCUGAAUUCAAGAAAUUCUCUAUUCAACCCAGUUGCUAUUUGGAAUUUUUUUUCAAAUUCAUUUGUAUGUAAAUUGACCCUUGAUAUAAGUUCUUAUCGAUUUCUUGAAAGUGAGAGUGAAGAUACAUUUGAUACUGCUGAAGAAAGUGCAGAAGGAGAGCUUUUAGAGAUUGGACAGAGAUUAAUCUUUUCAUCUUUCCAUUUCUCUUUCUGCAGAAGGUAAGAUCAUAUUAUCCUCGUCUCGUGUUCUUGUAAGAACCGGUGCUCCUCUUAGGUUCAAUGGAGAGGACGAAAAUUCUCGACUAACGAGUUUAAAUAAAUUGCAUUUUGCAAGUAUUGACAAAUAUGGAGGAGGGCACAACAGCUGAAUGCUCACCAUCAAAUUCGGAACAAAGAGGAAACGCAAAAUCUCAUUCGCAAUGACAUGGAUUUCUUCGAAAACUGAAGAAAGGGUCGACCAUGCAUUUGCAUCCGUUCCAUCCUAACUUACCGAACUUUCAUUCAAUCAGUUGAAAAGACGACGGAAUGCGCAGAGUUUGUCAGUAUUGCCACCCCUUGUCUACCCUAAUUUGAUAUACAACUUUAAAUCUACAUGGAAGAACUUUUCCCUCUCCCACCUCCAAUCAGCAACAGACAACUUUAACCAUGAAAACCUGAUCGGGGAGGGAGGUUAUUCUGAAGUUUACCAGGGUCGAUUGGAAGAUGGCCAGCUAGUAGCGAUCAAGAGGUUGAUCAGAGAAACCCCGACUCAUAAGGCAGAAGACUACUUAUCAGAGCUCGGGGUUUUAGUACAUGUCGACCAUCCAAACAUUGCGAGUGUUAUAGGCUUUGCACUUUAAGGAGGGAUGCAUCUUGUUCUUCCCUUGUCUAUUAAUGGGAGUAUGCUCAAUGGUUUCGUUCAUUAGAAGAGGUCGUUAGUCUUUCUUUCAGUUUAUAACAACCAAAAACCUUAAUUUCUCAUGUCCCUCCCUCGACUACUCAGGUCAAAGGGAGAAGCUAGCAUGGUGCUUAAGGUACAAGAUUGCCUUAGGCGUCGCCUCUGGCAUUACAUAUCUUCACAAGGGCUGUCAACGGAGAAUUAUCCACAGAGACGUCAAAUCUGACAAUAUUUGCCUACUGAAGAUUUUGAACCUAAGAUCACGGCUUUUGGGCUCACAAAGUGGAUUCCCGACCAGUGGACUCAACUCACCGUUAUGGAGUUAGAAGGAACGUUUACGCAAGCUUAAAUUCUAAGGAAGAAAACAGGGUAUUUCCUAAAUCCUUCUGAAAAUUCAGUAUGAUCAAUUGUUUUCCUGGUUAUGUAUGAGCAGGUAUCUCCCUCCUGAGCUUUUCAUGCAAUGCACAGUGGAUGAGAAAACUGAUGUUUAUGCUUUUGGAUUACUUUUGUUAGAGCUCAUAACUGGUCAACCAGUCAUAGAUGAUUCACACCAAAGCCUCGUGAUGUGGGCCAAGCCUAUGCUUAUCGGUAAAAACUAUGCAGAGCUAGUUGAUCCAUCACUUGGUGAAGCUUAUCAGAAGGUCAAGCCUGCUUCUAUAUGUAUACAUCAGUCUUCUACAGAAAGGCCUAAAAUGAGUCAGGUUGUGCGGAUGUUAAAAGGCAACGAAGGCAUACUGCCGAUCAAGUAAAAAUUCCAAAAGAGACCUGCAAUUAGGAGGACAUAUUCUGUAGACUUCAUUGAGGAAGAAGAAUGUACAGCCUAAUCUUCAACAUGAUAUAGAUAGCAAAGCAACAAACCAAGAUGUUUAUAAGGAUGUUAGAAUCUAUGUACAUUAUGCUUCUUGCAGAUUAUCAUUUGAAGAUUUGAAUUGGAGACUCCAAGAAAUUAGGUUUGUAAAUCUUAAGGAAGAUUUUUAGGAUUGAGCUCUCUGUUGUGAAUAUUCAACUAAUAUGUACAAGAAGAGAUAAGAUGAACUAUUAUAAAUGCAUUUUUUUCUUCAUA